Camellia sinensis is the source of this 937-nucleotide messenger RNA. RefSeq names its product putative plastid-lipid-associated protein 8, chloroplastic. NCBI's taxonomy places the organism in Eukaryota, Viridiplantae, Streptophyta, Magnoliopsida, Ericales, Theaceae. The record is from RefSeq and is a predicted model, not a curated record.
AUAUGGCAAUGGCUGCUGCUCUUUCAUCUCAUUCAUCUUCAUCUUCAUUUCAUUUCAUCUUCAGCUCUUUUCUUUUCUCAUCCACAACUUGGAGAGGCCUAGCUGGACCCGAAAUAUCCAAACAACUCCUAAAUCUCAGCGGAUAUGCGGCGGCGCGUCCUGGUGGUCGUGGUUGGGGUCACAGUCACCGGAAUCUCCGCAUCGAUAUCAUCUAAGCCAAGGAGGAGCUACGCACCAGGCCCGAUGAGCUAGUCAACUCCUUCUUUCCAUGGUUACACAAACAGAUAGAGGAGUUUUGCUGACAAGGGAUGAACACAACAAGGUAGCUGAAGUGGCCCAAGAAUUGGGAAGAUUUUGUGUUGAUGAGCCUGUAAAAUGCCCUCUUAUAUUUGGAGAGUGGGAUGUGGUGUAUUGUUCUGUGCCUACAUCACCUGGAGGUGGAUACAGGAGUGCAUUCGGCCGUCUUGUUUUCAAAACAAAAGAAAUGAUUCAGUUUGUUGAAGCUCCUGACACUGUGAGGAACAGAGUAUCCUUUUCUGUCUUCGGGUUCCUUGAUGGAGAGGUCUCUUUGGAAGGAAAAUUGAAGGCUCUGGAUGAGAAGUGGAUUCAGGUAGUAUUCGAGCCACCACAACUUAAGGUUGGAGCGUUAGAGUUCCAGUAUGGUGGUCAGAGUGAGGUUAAGUUGGAAAUUACAUACAUUGAUGACAAGAUUAGAUUGGGUAAAGGCUCCAGAGGUUCUCUGUUUGUUUUCCAAAGACUCUGAUGUGCUAUCUAUAUCAAAGGUUUAUUGUAAUUACUUCUACUUGUUUUUGUAUUUACUUUCCAGUGUCAUGUGUUGUUUCGCACUGCAACUGACAGAUAUUUUUUUUGCCAAUUGGAACUUACUCCUUGUCCUUUGGAUGGUUCAUAGCCAAAAUUAGUAUUUUAUUUUAAAUUA